AGGAGGAGGAAAACGUGGUUCCUCUUCUUCCUUCAGUAUUUCUGUCAAAUUCAAUUCGUUGGUGAAUGGGAACGUUCCGUACCUUAAGAAAGGCCUACGGUGCUCUCAAAGACUCUACCAAGGUUGGCCUAGCCAAGGUCCAUAGCGAAUACAAGGAUUUGGAUGUUGCUAUUGUGAAGGCUACCAGUCAUGUAGAAUAUCCUCCAAAGGAACGUCAUGUCAGAAAGAUUUUCUCUGCAACUUCGGCACACCAACCACGGGCAGAUGUGGCUUACUGCAUACACACACUUGCUAGGAGGCUUGCAAAGACACGGAAUUGGAUAGUUGCUGUAAAGACAUUGAUAGUCAUUCAUAGAAUAUUAAGAGAGGGUGAUCCUACUUUCAAAGAAGACCUCAUAAACUAUGCGCGUAGGGGACGUUUUCUUCAAAUAUCCAAUUUCAAAGAUGACUCAAGUCCUCAAGCUUGGGAUUGUUCUGCAUGGGUUCGAACCUAUGCACUAUUUUUAGAAGAAAGGCUUGAAUGUUUUAGAAUCCUUAAAUAUGACAUCGAGGCUGAGCGUUUAUCAAAACCAUCACCCGUUAUAACUAAGGGACAUAGCAGAACACGGUCGUUGACUAAAGAAGGGCUAUUGGAGCAGCUGCCUGCACUGCAGCAACUUCUAUACCGCCUAGUUGGUUGUCAGCCUGAAGGUUUGGCUGUCAGCAGUUACCUAAUACAAUAUGCACUGGCCUUGGUAUUGAAAGAGAGCUUCAAAAUAUAUUGUGCCCUGAAUGAUGGAAUCAUAAAUCUUGUGGAUGUGUUCUUUGAUAUGCCAAAGUAUGAUGCAAUCAAGGCGUUACACGUUUAUAAAAGGGCUAGCCAACAGGCUGAUCAUCUUGCCGAGUUCUAUGAAUACUGCAAGAGAUUGGACCUUGCUAGGAAUUUUCAAUUUCCAAUCUUGAGACAGCCACCUGCUUCUUUUCUUGCCACGAUGGAAGAAUACGUUAAAGAAGCACCCUUGAAUGCAUCUAAUAGACUGGAGUAUCACGAAAAUGGUCAAUCACCUAAAAAGGAAGCAGAACCUAAAGAAUCUGAAGAGACUCAAGCAACCGAAAAACCCGAUGAAGAAAACAAAGAGGAGGAACAGGUGCAUGAGGACGAACCAGAGCCUAAGGAGGAGGAAGUGGAACUUCCUCCUUUGAUAUCAACUGAUUCUACUGAUGAUUUGCUGGGUCUAAACGAAAUAAAUCCAAAAGCCCGGGAACUAGAAGAAAGCAAUGCUUUGGCGCUAGCAAUUGUACCAGCCGGAGGAAAUAACUCAAGCAGUCUUGAUUUGGCUUACACAAAUGGAACUUCUGGUUGGGAACUUGCACUGGUUACAACACCAAGUAACCAUACAAGCCAAGCGCCAGAUCGAAAAAUGGCUGGUGGGUUUGACAAGCUAUUACUAGACAGUUUGUAUGAAGAUGAAAAGGCUAGGAGACAACUUCAACUCCGAAAUGCAGGCUAUGGAUAUGGGGAAAUGGAUACACGUAACCCAUUCAAUCAUCAUAAUCAGCAAGAUCCAUUUGCGGUGUCCAACAACAUAGCACCUCCAACCAAUGUGCAAAUGGCAUUCAUGGCUCAGCGACAGCAACAACAACUGAUGUUCCAGCAACAUCAACAACAUAAUAGGAUGAUGGGCCAUUACCAGUAUCCACAGACUCAAUACCAUCAACAAAUGCCAGUCAUGGGUUCUUCUAAUCCAUUUGAGGACCCCUUACCCGUGCCCACCCAUGCUUAUAAUUCCAUGAAUCAUCAAGGGAACUACAAUUUAAUAUAGAGUUCAGCUUCUCUUCUACUUAAUCCUCUUUUUUCUCUCCUCAAUCCUUUGACCAAAAAGGAUUUAUUCUUUGUUAAGCAGAAUAACACUAACUUUCUUGAUCAAAAUUUCAUUCAUCAAUGGUCCAUUUUCCGUAGGCCAUUCUAGGGGUACACCCUUUCAAGUUGAAACAAAUGGUGCAUUUUAAAAUUAAAGUUGCCAGAGCGGUAGUCCAAAGUUUGGAGCUGGGUAAUCUAGGCAGAAAACACGCCUCAUUGAUUAUUAUUCAA
Molecule: messenger RNA, 2071 nt
Organism: Vigna angularis (adzuki bean)
Lineage: Eukaryota; Viridiplantae; Streptophyta; Magnoliopsida; Fabales; Fabaceae
Product: putative clathrin assembly protein At5g57200
Exons: 15
Coding region: 66-1802 (578 amino acids)
Biological process (GO): clathrin coat assembly; clathrin-dependent endocytosis; vesicle budding from membrane
Cellular component (GO): clathrin-coated vesicle; clathrin-coated pit
Molecular function (GO): clathrin heavy chain binding; SNARE binding; 1-phosphatidylinositol binding
Source: RefSeq, a predicted model, not a curated record